UUGGUAUGGACUGCGUAUGUAUUUAAAGCAGAAUAAUUCGACUAGAAACAAGUAUUACUAGUGGACAAUAUAUACCUGCAAGAUUUUUCAAGAGGUGACUAUAUUGACCAUGGACUUUGAAAUGUAUACAUUAAGCAAUCAAAUAUAUAUUGCACAGAUAUGAAGUGAAAAGAUAAAUGGGUUAUUAAUAUUUAGGCAUACGCAAUAUCAUUGGCCAACAAAAAACGUCGGACAGCAUGGAUGAAACAACUAGACUUAAGGAAAUAGAAGAGAGAGCAGCGAUUGCUCUCUAUGCAAAUGAUGCCCAGAAUGCUUGGGAGUUGUAUUCGGAAGCUGCGUCGAUAUGUUUGAAAAAUGACCUUGAAGAAGAUUAUAAAAGGGUUUUAUCUUGUAAAUCAAUGAUGGCAACCAUGCUGCAAAGGAACGAAGAAGCUUUGCUAGAUUCCAUAUCAUAUUUCAUGUUAGACCAGCGCACUGAGCAGGGUUAUUGGCUUGCUGCUAUGUCGCAUAUAAAACAUGGGAAGAAGAAUUUAGCGUUGGGCUAUUUCCUGAAAGGGUUCAAAAUAGCACUGGAACCAAGCCUUUUCUUGGUGGAAAUUGUUCGUUGUUUAGUCACACUUAGGUCAACAAAAGAAAAAGAGGAAUUCACUCAUCUCUUCGGACAACAUCGAGACCUAAAUGUCAAUGAAAUCACAACUGACACGCUGAAACGUACUCUACAGAAACUUAACGAAACAGAAUCUUGGAAGUGUCUUUGUUUAUUAGUAAUAGGAAAGCACCCUGGACCUAAAACUGAUUUUGAUAAGUUAGCAUGCCAAUGUCCUGCUUCUCACAUUUUCGUUGGGAAAAUGCUGAACAAAUUGUCGAGAAAAAAUAAGCAGAAAUUCGGUUUUCAGCUCGCCAUAGCUUUUCUUAACAACGGAGCGUCCGUAAAAGAAAUAGAAAACGUUUACGAAACACCUGCCGUGCAUGUUGGCUUACGAAUGUUUUUAGAAACAGAAAAAGACAUUUUACUUUUGUGGCUCUUCAAAAAUUUUCUUUCUGAGCAAUCAAUGAAAGACAGAAGAGAUGUCAACGGUAAUACAGCUGUUCAUUCUCUGGUUAAGUCUACAGUUGAAGAUAUAAAGCUCAAGCAACGUGUUCUAAAAUGUCUGCUGGAAUACGGUUGUUCUCCUGGUCUUUGUGAUAUGGAUGGGAAACUACCAAAAGAUUGCAUCACUGCAGAUGAUCCUUGUUUUCAAAUUCUAGAGUCAACAGCAUCUCAUAUUGAUCAAACGAGUCUCAACAAUAUAAUAGAUGAUUGGACAAAUGCAGAAAUCAUUCAACAUGCAAACAAAUUGUUUGACCAAAGUAGAUUUAAUGAUGCAUUGGAGUCAUAUAUUAAGGCCAGGGAGAUGCUAACUUCCGAAGAAAAUGAUGUUGAAAUCCAAUGCAAUAUUAUAGAAUGCUACCUCAAUAUGAAGGAUUAUAAACGGGCACUUGAGUUAUGUUUGUCAGUAAACGAAUCUUCAUGUGGACCAGGAAUAGAAAAGGUAAAUGUUUUACGUGGAUAUGCGUUGAAAGGACUAAAGAACUGGCCAGAAGCAUUCUACGCUUUUCUUAAUGUGGCAAUUAAGUUUCAGGACAAAGGAAUCUUUGAAAAGGACAUCGUUGUAAAUAUUGCUGACACAUACAUUGAGUAUUCAACCUUUGACGAUGAACUUGACACAGUACAAGUUGAAAGACUUUGUGAUAGAAUGAAAUGCUAUAUUGUUUGGGAACUUGUUAAACGAGCUUACUGGAAUGUUGCUCAUCGGUUUUUCAAACAAACUGCUGGUACCGGGAGUAAUUCACGGGAAUGCGCAGUUAUGAUUAUAAGUGAUUUAAAACCAAUCUGCACUUUUGCUGUUCUUUCGGAGCAUCGAUGGCUUUCAUGUUUUAUCACAUGUCUUAUCAAGAAUGGCAUGCUCGAAUUCCGAAAUAUCAAAUACAAAGCGCAAAGGAGGAAAUCCUACAAGGGCUUACAUGCUUGUGUAAUGAUAUCAUCUGUAACAGGAGAUACAAGUCUUGUUGAUUUGGUAUCAAAACAAGCUAAAGAGUGCUUCCAGCAUAAUGAACAAGACUCGGAGGGAAACACGGCACUUCAUCUGGCAGUAUUUGUAUAUCGGGAUUUGUCUGAACAUGCAAUCGCACAGACCGUUGUAGAAUGUCUGUUAAUGAAUGGAAUUAAUCCUUUGCUGAAAAAUCAUGAAAGUAACACAGCGAGAAAUUGCAUCGCCGAAACAAACAAAGAAUUAUCAAAGAUUCUUUUGAAAUAUGAAACGAGGUUAAUUAAACAAAUAUCAAAAGAAGAGGAAAUGAAUGAGCGAAAAAGGAAAUUUGAGAUAUGGAAAUUACAUGAGGAAAACCCCCAGAAAAUAGACAACUUCAAAACAUAUGUCUUUGUUAAAGUCGACGAAACACCUUCUGAAAAAGUAAAUUCAAUUUAUAAAUGUGACUGCAAAUUCACAUUACAAAAAAUAAAGGAAAGCGGCAACAUUUCUGAAGAACAAAAAAUCGGUCAUCUGAUAGAAGUGAUCAGAAAAGAUCACAGAUUGAGUACACAUCAUAAAGUACAACAUGAAUGUGUGUCGCUGAUAGCCAAUGCUGUAUCCAAGGAGGACGCACCAGAAAUCAUGAAGACAAUGCUGGAGAUAAGUGAACCAGUUUACGAAGCAUAUCUACACGAAUUAUGUCACUUAAAAAGGUGGGAGGAAUUGCAUAAAAUUCUCAAGUCCUAUCGAGGUAAAUUAUCCAACAGUUCGUUGCAAAUGCUGGCCAGAAGUUGUUCAAUUUACACUCUAAUAGAAGCAGUUGAUAAAGAAGAAACAAUUGCUGAAUUGCUAGAAAUUUUUUUGGAAGGAAAAAACAUAAUUAUUAAAGACGAUGGUAUACUAGUGAACGACUUGUUGAAGCGCAAGAUGUUCAGGGUACUUAGAGUGUUAUUUCAUCAUGAUGUCGACCCGACACUAUUACGUAUUUAUCCUGGUGACACAGCAAUUCAUGCUGCAGUUUGUAUUGGUUUCCAGUUCGAACAUGAAAAUUUUGCCAUUUUCGGAGACUUCGUUGAAAUGUACAACAGGGACAAAAUGAAUUACAAAUGUUUAAACCCUUGUCAACUUGAUGAUAAUGGCGACAGUCUUGUUGAUAUGAUCUCAAAUGAACCAGAAACACCUCGAAAACGAAAAUUAAUGGAAACAUUAAAGGAUUUACGUGUACCAGAGAAAAGUAACGUUACAAAUGAUGAAAAUACGACGUACGAUUAUCAAGACGAAAAGAUGUCAAUAAAUGUGAAAAUCGAGAGACUGGAACAGCACUUAUUAGACGAGAUCUCAAAAUUAUCACCUGGAAUUUUUAACAAAUCAGAACUACGCCCCAUCGUCAAAUUUUCUUCAGAGAAAACAAACCAACAAAACCAGAGUGAAAUGGAAUGCGAAAGAAAUGAAACGGGGUCCAGUUUUGAUGAGGUCGAUUUGAAGAGUUUUGAAUCUUUGCCUUGGGAAAUUGAAUGUACAUCUGGAUUUAAAAAGGCUAUUAAUAGCAGACAUGUUCCUGUGCAUACAAAGAAAAGGGCGUUUGAAUGUAUCAAGAAGCUAGCAGAAGGUUACAGAGAACCACACCUUUGCAAGGCUCUUCAUCAUAACGGAAACCAAGAUAUAAAGCUAUUCGAAAUCAAACUUGAUAAAGCCGUACGAAUAAUCUGGGAAAAUGCAAUCAACUUUUCUCCACGAUGUAAUAAUAUGAGUGCCGUUACUGACAUUGAAUGUGAUGUCAUCUUCUCUGAAGUAAUAAGGAUAUGGGAUAUUGUUUUAAAUCAUGACAGAAUACAUGCUUGCGUUGAAAACAUUACAGAAUCCUAUAAACAAUGCAACAUUUUUCGUCUAUCAUAUAGCCCUAAGGAAAAUUACGGUAUCAAAGGAUCUACUGAAUUGGAGUUGCCAAAACUUUUCACAAAACGCAACACAAACAAACUCGUUGAAUUCAAAGAAACCGAACGGAACUUUUAUAUUUCAGUGAAUCCUAAUGUCACAAAGUUUUAUGACGUAUCACCAGAUCUUGUUUCUCAUGCAUUGAAAUAUUUGAACAAUGAUGUAGAUCUACCAUUCAAGGUAACUGAUCUUGAAUACCUAUUUAUCAAAAUGAAAUUUGAUGCGCCGAUUCUCUUGCUUGGACGAAGUGGUACUGGAAAAACAACCUGCUGCAUAUACAAGCUGUGGGCAAUAUUUGAAGAAUAUUGGAGACAUCAGGAGACAAAGUGUAGUUCUAAUUCUAACUUGGCCGCUUCAAAGCAUUCGGAUGGAAAGCGAAUGGAUGACUCAGAAUAUUCAGAGGAAAAUCAAUUACGACAAAUUGAUCCUGAAGAGGGAUUGAGGCAAUUAUUUGUUACAAAAAAUCCGAUUCUUUGUUCAGAAGCUGAACGAAACUUUAUUGAAUUAAGGAAGUCAAGUUCAGUUGAAAAAAACUUUUCUCCAUCAGAAAUUAAAACAUCUUAUGAAACGCUGCAGGAGAUCGGCGAAAAAGGGUAUCCGUUAUUUUUAACGUACAAACAGCUAAUAGAACUAUUGGAUGUUUCUAUUGGUCCACCUUUUUAUCUGGCAAAUGAAAACUUAGUCGAUUGGUCCGAUAAAAACAAUACUGAAGAUCUUGCCCAGUUUCACAACAAUGAUGACAACUUUUCUGAUUUUUCAUCUGAGGAUGAUGAGUUUCAAUCAGAAGGACCUUCUGAGAAAUUCAAAUCAAGAAAUAAACUGAAAUUCAAAAAACAUACACAGCGAAAGCUACUAACCUAUGAGAUCUUUGAAAGAGACAUUUGGAUGAAAAUAAAAAAAAGCACAACAUGUCAUGCUUCACUUGUCUGGACAGAAGUAAGAUCAUUUAUCAAGGGAUCUUUUGCUGCCCUUAAUUCUUCGAAAGGGCAUUUGACUCUUGAGCAAUACAAAGAGAUCGGGAAAAAAGUGGCACCAUUAUUUCAAGAUGAUAGAGAACUCAUCUACGAAAUGUUUAAAUCGUAUGAACGUGUGAAGAAACACAGUCAUUAUAUUGACGAAGGAGAUGUGACAUUUAAUUUAUUUCACAGAAUGAGAAAUUUAAGAAAAGACGUAUAUUUUCACGAGGUAUAUGUAGAUGAAACUCAGGAUUUCACUAAUGCAGAGCUUUGCAUCCUAAUGCAACUAUGUUCAAUACCCAAUAGAAUAUUUCUUACCGGAGAUACGGCCCAGUGUAUCAUGCAAGGAAUCUCUUUUAGAUUUAAAGACCUUCAAGCUCUUUUAUUCAAAAUCAAAGAGAAUGGAAGAGACACGGUUAAUGUUCCAGAAAAGUUGUAUCAUCUACCGCAUAAUUAUCGGUCACAUGCUGGUAUUCUGAACUUGGCAACAUCUGUUCUUGAUAUUCUGAAGUAUUUUUUCCCGGAUUCCUUCGAUGACCUUGGUGAUGACAAAGGAAUGAUGAUAGGUCCAAAACCAGUCAUUUUACGAACAAGUCGGAAAGAAAAUCUUCAUUUAUUAUUGAGUGGAAACGAAAGAGAGACGUCGAAAAUUGAUCUUGGGGCCCAUCAGGUUGUUCUAGUGACUAAAGAUGAAACGAAAAAAACAGUAAAGUCGACAUUCCAGAAAUGCCUUGUUUUGACCAUUGAUUGUGCCAAGGGACUAGAGUUUGAUGAUGUUCUUCUUUUCAACUUUUUUAAAGAUUCACAUGCAAAUAAAGAGUGGAGAGUGGUGACAUCUUUUUUAGAAAUGUUGACCAAAGAACACGACCCGUAUAAAUCAAAAGACAAGAGAAGUUUUAUUCAUAGUGACAUAUCAACAAAUCUAUACCCGAGACCUCUUGAAUUUGACCCUAGAAAGCACAAAAUAUUAAACACUGAAUUAAAACGCUUGUAUACUGCUCUAACGAGAGCAAGAACAAACGUUUGGAUUUUCGAUGAAGAUGAAGAAUGUAGAUUACCAAUGUUUGAUUAUUUCAUUAAGAGAAAUCUUGUAGAAGUUAAAGACGAUGCAUCUCUAAUAAGAUUUUCAAAACAAUCGGAAUGUAAAGACUGGUGUAAACAGGGUGAAUUUUUUUUUCGGAAAAAACGAUUUGAUUUGGCGGCAGAUUGCUUCAAAGAGGGAUCUGAUAUAUUUAAGGCCCGUUUAGCAGGAGCAUAUCACGAAAAACAAUUAGCUAGAUCAAUGGACGAGAAAUCCCAAAAAUAUCAUUUAAUGAGGGCAGCUCAUUUGUUUUUUCAAUGUAAGAAAGCAAUGAAAGCUGAAAAGUGUCUGCGCAUUGCCUCACAAUACAAAUGUCUGGGACGUUUUUAUGAAAGGACACAACAGAUGCAUGAUGCUGCAGACAUGUACAGAAAAGCCAUCCUUCCAUUUGAUCAAAGUCGAUGUCUUGAAUACUUGGGAUAUUUUGGAAAAGCAAUAAGUGUAUUAGUUGAUAAUGCAUGCUUCGAUUUUGCUCGUGCGAGUCUGAAAAAGUUUACGCAACACCAGAAAAGUGAGGACAAAAUCCCGGAAUCGCUUGACUCGGAUUCAAAGAUUUGUGCAAAGGCUGCCGAUUGCUUUGGGAAAAUGCAGAAUAAUGCACAGUUUUUGAAGUUUGCAAAAAACAUUGAAUGUCAAAAUGAGCGAUUUGUUAUGUACUUGAAAUACAACUUCUUUGAUGAAGCAUUUGAACUGAAUUGGCCCAAAGGUACAGAAGACAAAAGAGUAGAUUUUUACAUGCAAUGUGGAGCAGUACAGAAUGCAUUGCAUAUCCUGAAAGACAACACUCAAAGAAACAAAGACAAAAGGUUUCAGUGCAUAUUAAUUAUGAGUCAGAUUGCUCUUCAUAAGAAAGAUAAGAAAAACCUCGACGAAAUCGAGGAGAAAUUAAAGCAAAUAAUUCAUAAUCAUUCAAAUUCAGUUACUGUUGCAAAAGCACAUUUAUUGAUUGGUCAGUUGAUGCAUUUGGAACAGCAUAUUGGGAAUGCUUUUGAAUUGCUUCAAAAUGACAGGCACCGCGGAAUGUUCGUUCAGAUUGAAUGCAUAGAUUGGAUGAUAACAAAAUGCAAUUUAUCAAAGGGAGAUAUACUAGAAAAAAUUACUCAAUAUCUUGAAAAAUUUCUCCCAACUGCCAAAGCAUCAGAAAUAAGACUUUUCCUAAAUCCUGAUUCAUCAUUUGGACAAGGAAGGUUUGAUGCAAUGUGUGCUUUUUUUGACUUUUAUUAUCAUAAAGGGAAUUUAUUUAAAUUAUAUCCAAGACAAUUUCCGCUUGGUUUGAAGAUAAUCGAAGAAAAGCAAGAAUGUCAGCAAUUUGAAAUAUAUUUCGAUAAACCUGCUCUUGAACAUUAUUGCAAAACAUAUUUGAAAACAAAAUUCCAAUGCUGGAAAAACAAACUGAUUGCUGCAUUUGCUGAAAAACGAAAACAUUUUGAAUGGUUGAACAAUAUUGAAAUGAUGACGCAUUUCAACAUCAUAUCCAUUAAAGCUGCAAUUUGUCUUAGCAAACUUUUGUUUUGCGAUGUAAAAAAGCAAUGUGAAAUUUUUCUAUCGGAUCUGUACGGUGCAGUCUUCCUUAGCACCAGUGUCAGCAGACGGUGUGAAAAUGUAUCUGCGUUUUUACAAGACCGUGACUACGGAUUUAUCAGGAGCCGUAUAAAAAGAAACCUUAAGGAAAAUUUGGAGAACAUUAAUUCAUGGAAUGAAAGGGGAAUUGCUGAUUUCAUAAGAUUUUUACUGAUGGCACACCUAUUGGACUUUAAAGAUAUUUUAGGCGAGCAACUCGAAUGCCACAUAUCACAUUCUGAUUUGUCGAUUUCCUUCAAACAUUUUUUUGAUUCAUUGGUGCGGAUUGAGCUUAAAAGAGCCGUGUGUGAAUUUGAUCAUUUCUGCUACUUGAUAAGCAAAGAAAAUUCAAUUCCUUUUCCAUGUGACCUUUUUAUGCUGUUCUGUGAAAUGUUUCUUACUACUGCAUUUUACAUUAUUGCGCGCAGUCAUCGUAGGACAUGUUGGUUUGUUGUACCACAAAUCUAUUUGGACAGUUUGAGCCAUGUUGAAAAUUUAUUUCUUAAGAAAAUUUCCGUAUUAAAAAAGAUAAGCCAUGAUAGCAAAUCCGAACCAGAAACAGACUUCUUUCUAAAGCAUUUGGUACACAUACUAUGCGGGUUCUCUUGCAAACUGCAUUUGUUAAAAAACAAAAGCAAAAAACAAACGGAAGAUAGAAUACUGGCUUUAGGUUUUACAGUACUGUGUAACUUAGGAGGCAUUUUAACAACACCAGAUUGUACUGAAGUAGAAUCAAAUUUAGCAAGGGAAAUAAACAAACAUUUGAAGCGAAAAGGGCAAGAAAAAAUCCUAGAGGCUAUGUCGGAGGCAAAGUUUUUAAUUGAUUUUCAUAAACCAUUACAUGAACUGCUAAAUUCAGGAGAGCACAAACUUCUGUGGUGCAGUUGGGAUUCUGAAAAUGGAUUAAGUCAUACAACAGAGAAAGAAAAUCACUAUUUUAAGGACAUUUCAAUCAAACCUGAAACCCGCACCGCAAUUACAAAGGCAGAAAUCAGUACAGAUUCUAAAAAAUAUGAAGAACAUUAUAUUCUUGGUGAAAAUCCACAACUAUUUCAUGAAGAGUUUCCUAAACCCAAAAUAGAUGGUACAAACAUUUGCUCAUCAAUAAAAAGUUCAAAAAGAAAGGGGAGAAAAAAACGGAAUACAAUACACGACCUCGAGAAAUCGGGAGAUAAUGCAUCCUUAGAAAAAGAUGAAUCAACUAAACAAAGGACUGAAGAUUGUAUAAACGAUUCAAAUGAAGAAAUCUCCACUGAAAUGUCCAUUGAAGAUAUAAAUAGUCAACUUAAAACUUCAAAUGACAAUGGUGCAGCAACACACGAAGAUUCAGAUGUAAAAAAAGUGGCAUUCGAAAAUGGUGCAGAGCAGAACAAACUGUUUAAAAGUGGUCUACUUGAUGAAAUAAAAGACAGAAAUCAAUUAGGAAAGGAGAAUAGUACUGACUGUAAUGACAAUUUUCAUGAUGCAAAACGAUUAACAGAUUCAGAUGAAAAGGUUAAAGCAAUUGGUACUGCUUCUUGUGGAGGAAAUGCGGCAGUCGACACCAAUUUAAAUCAGAAGAAACUUGAUGAUGGCGAUCAACUAGAAAAAAAUAGGAAAAUGAAUAAUUCAUUUGGUCACAAGAAUCUACCGAACGAUAAUAAAGACGGGUUUCCUGAUGAUAAACUCUUGACAGACAGUGUGUCAAUUAUGGCAUCGCGAGAUACAGAUAAUCUUUUCACGAAAUCUGCUGAAGCUGACGAGACAAAUCAGCAGAUGAAUAAGAUGGACUUAAUUGAUAGAAAGUUUGAUAAUUCUUACAGCCAGAAUGAUGAUAAAAUUGAAGAUAACCAUUACAAAAAGAAUUUGAGUAUCAAUCCUGAAACAAUAUUACCAGAAACAAUUAAGAGUAUUCAUGCAAACGACAUGGAAUGCAGUGAUCAACAUACACAAUGGGAAGACGAUGGUGAUGAGUCUCUGAACGAUAUAAGAUACUUAUUUAAAGUUUAAAAUGUGGAUAUUAUGGAUGAUCAGGAUGCCUCUCUUGCAUUUUAUAAAAUACCUUUUUGAGGACUUUACUCACAAAGUUGCAAAUUGUAGUACAAUUUAAGAAUACCAAGUCAUCCACAAUUCCGUGAACUUAUUGAAUCACGUAUAGCUUUUAAAAACUAUAACUGUGAGAAUAUUUUAUGAACCCCGUAUGAAUAUCAUAAUAUUUUUUUGGUAUUAUUACAUUUGUAGUUUUAAUGAACAAUUAGAAUUCAUUUAUUCCAUUUAAUUCAACGUUGUACACACCCCUUAUCAUACAUGCGCCAUUUACUUGCAUUGCCGUUUAAUGUAGCUUUCCGAUUCAUUAUUUUUUAAAAUUUAACCUUUUUUCAACAUGUGAUUCCUGAUCCACAGAAUAAAAAGUCUAUUAUUGGGACACAUAUUUAUAUUAUAUUUAUGUUAUUUUCAGAUUACAUAUCAAUUAGUAAAACAUUUUAUAACUGAAGGUAUAAUAUCCCUCUAAAUAGAAAGGUAAUAGUUUUUUUUCCUUUCUAAAUUUGACAGAUUUUUUCCUAGCAAUAUAAGCAAAUUGAUUUUCUUGAUAUCAAAGAUAUGCAAUGUUUUAUAACUGAUAAUCACAUAUGCAAGAUUCCUUAUGUACAGGAAGAAAUUGCAACUAAGAUAUUUGUUUUCUUUGUAUAAGAAAUUGGAGACAACAACAAGACUGCAUGCAGUGUUUGCACAUGGAAAUCAGCAAUCCAUAAGUUAUGUUUGUGUGUGUAUCUAUAGUUUUAUAGAAAUUUGGCUAGUUUGUAAUCCAGGUAUGUGUAUGUAAAAUAUGUCAGUAGACACGAUGCAUAUUUAGAUGUUAAAUUAUUUGACGGUCUUCAACACCCCGUCAUUUCAAUGACAGUUUGUUACAACAUAAAGAUUUCAAACCACUGUGAAUUUAACUCUUCAUAUCGCCAAAAUCGGAUGUCUACCUCUAAUUAUAUUGCUUUGAGUACAGCCCUCUACUAACAUUGUGAAAUUCAUGACCAUUGAGUGAGAGGUUCAGACCAUAAAUUGGGGUCUAUAUGGUCAUAUAUUGUAAAUGUAUUCAAUCUUAGUACUUCCAUGUAUAUGUUUGAGAAAAACUAAAUCCUUGGUUACGAUGUCGUCUACCUAUUUAGUAAAAUUCAUGACCUCUAGGACAAGGGUUCAGGCCCCAAAGUUCCAACUCAAAUUGUGAAAUCACGGUUUCUGGGACUGGGAUUCCGGUACUGGGCGCAGCCAAUAUCGGCAUUAAGUGAAAACAUUUUUCUUUAGUCUCUAGUCAAAGGUUGCAAUAUUCGAUAAUUUCAAUUUGUAUUUUCUAUUGUAUUCUAUAACUUUCAAAAUACCCCCCCCCCCCCGCAAACAAAGUUUGGUGUUUGGGGGGGGGGGGGUAUAUAGGAAUCAUAUUGUUCGUCUUUCCCUCCGUCUGUCCGUCUAAAAUUCGUGUCCAGUCCAUUAAUUUCUUAUGGAGAAUAAUUGGAAGUAUUUACUUCACUAAAACAUUGAUUAUGACAUAAUGGUGUGUCAUGACCUUGACCCAAAGUCAUUUCGGAAAGGUCAAGGUCACUGAAAAAAACCUGCUAAAUUCGUGUCCGGUCCAUAUCUUCCUGGAAGUUCUUACUUCACACAAAGAUUGCUUAUGACACGUGGAUUUGUCAUGACCUUGACCCAAGGUCAUUUGGGCAAAGUCAAGGUCACUAACAGAAAUAGAAUAAUACGUGUGUCCAGUCUAUAUCUUUCUUAUGGGGAAACAUUAGAAGGUUUUUUUAAUACGAAGAUUGCUUAUGACCUGAGGGUGUGUCAGUCACUUGACUAAAGGUCAUUAGGGCAAGUUCAAGGUGAUUAAAAAAAAUCUUCAUUCCUGUCUGUGUCUGUCUUGUGUUAAUUAAUGUAAAAUUCGACACAAAGCUUGCUUGUGUCAGGCCACAUAAAAUUCAUUGUUAGAUUAUCAUCCCCACCCACCCCUUGACAAUGGCCCGGCCUGAAGUUUUUUUGAUGAAAAAAAAAUUGCAUGCCAAAAUAAUCUGGGAAAAAAUCAGGCUCGGUAUACCAAACAUUCAAGUUGUCAAAUUACUGCUUAACAUGUGGAUUAUCGUUUGAUUUUAGUUACGUUUGUUAUUAAAGGGAUGCAAUUGUCUUCAUGCAUUUAGAGUUAAGUUGAAAUUAAAUGGAAUUUAAAUAGAAAUUGGUUUGUGUACUCAUAUUAGCAUUGACAAUUCCAAAAAAAAUAGAGCAGUUGUUAUUGAUAGAAUAUGAACGGUUAAAUAGAUAGCAUCCAUCAUUUUCUAUAAUAGGAUAAUACUUGAGUUAUGAUUUUUUUCUUAGAGAGGGGUAUCAUUUGUGAAAUUUCUCACAGUAUCUCUAGUUUGGAUCUACAUUUUUUUAAAUAGAUUUUUUCUGUAUGUUUUCAUAUGUUUUGUGUAUAUUUCAUUUGUAUUGUUUAAUUUUUUAUUUGUAUUGCAUAAAUUCUUGUUGCAUUGUAUAAUUUUUAUUUGUAUUGUAAACUAAUUCAUUUGAAUUGCAAUUUUUUUUUUAUAUUUUUUAAGUAGCCUAAAGGAUAGUUUAUUUUGAUGUGUUACGCAGGAUUUGAUUAAAUAUUAAUCAUUUAUUAAACUGGAUAAUGCUAAAGUUUCUGGAUGGUUUCACAAGGCCAUCUGUCGUAGCCUUUUUUGACAGCUUCAUGGUUUUUUAAAGGCCAUGUUUAACGAUGUUUAACAAAGCUUGGUAAAUGUACAUGUAUAAACGAAUUUUCAAAUACGUAAAGUAAGAUUGUUUGCCUUCGCUUUACUGACAAAUAACUCUAAAAUCUCAGCACCCGUAAAACAUUGUUCCCCGCUUAUCGUUCUUGAUUUUAUGGAUAUAUGACGUUUCACAGAACCUUGUAAUUUUUCGAUUUAAUAAAGAUUUCCAACGGAAGA
Magallana angulata is the source of this 12466-nucleotide messenger RNA. RefSeq lists its product as uncharacterized. The transcript is spliced from 29 exons. Gene Ontology annotation, molecular function: protein binding; ATP binding. Lineage: Eukaryota; Metazoa; Mollusca; Bivalvia; Ostreida; Ostreidae. The record is from RefSeq and is a predicted model, not a curated record. The coding region runs from base 237 to 9533 and encodes 3098 amino acids.